UUCCAAUUUUUCCUAUCCGCAUUGAAUUCAUCACAGGCUCAGUCUAUGUAGCAAAUGUGACUAUACAUACGACUGGUGAAGACAUACAGCUUACCGAUACGAUUGAAAGGCUAGGAAUCAAGGAAGGUGAUUUAGUCAAUGCAAUAUAUAGUAAAUGUGAAAAUUCAAUAAAACUUUCUAAAUUAGAGUUUUCAUCUACACCGAUUAAUGCAAAAAGUUUGAUGUUAAUCUACUUGAAAACACCUACUGAAAAAAUGGAACUGAAUGUGUAUUGGAGUGACACCAUCUUUCAAAUUAAAAACAUGAUCCAGGAUUCAAAGGGUAUUGCCACUGAUAAACAAUCCAUUAUAUUUAAUGACGAUGAAUUAGAUGACUUUUAUACCCUAUCAUAUUACAACAUCCAAAAAGAGUCCACACUAUAUCUAGAAUCUAAAGAAAUAAUUAUUUAUGUGAAAACAGAAACUGGUGAAAUAAUAGAACUUGGUUUAACAGCAAAUAACACUAUCUAUGAUAUUAAAUUAAUGAUUCAAAAUAAAAAAAAUAUUCUUCCUAUAUUAGUUUUUCUGGUAAUGAACAAGAUGAUUUUAGUACCCUAUCUUCUUGUAAAAUCAAAAAAGGGAAAAGAGUUACUUGAUCAGAACACCUUGUUAUAUUACAAUAUUCAAAAAGGAUCUACAUUGUAUUUAGAUUUUAAAAAAAUGAAGAUUUAUGUAAAAAUAAUGAACGAAACAAAAACUAUAGAGCUAAAAGCAAAAAGAGAUCAUACAAUUAAAGAAAUUAAACAAAUGAUCAAGGAUAAAAAAGGCAUUCCCUUGGAUCAGCAAUACCUUGUAUUUAAUAAUGAAAUACUAAAGUAUGACAAUUAUUCCUUGUCAUAUUACAAAGUCGAAGAAGAAUCUACAUUGCAUCUUGAAUUUAUUAAUAAAGCAAUAAUGAUCUACGUAAAGUUAAUAAAUGGAAAAACGACAAAGCUUGAAGUGAAUAGAGAUUAUUCCACUGAACAGGUUAUAAACAUGAUCAAAGACAAAGAAGGAAUUCCCUCUUAUCAACUUUAUUAUUUAACUUUUAAUGGCAAGAUAAUUGACACUUUUGAACAAAUUAAAUGGAAGAUCCAGGACAAAGAAGGAAUCCCACCUGAACAACAACGUCUCAUUUUUGCUGGCAUGCAAGUAGAAGAUGGCCGAAUGUUUGAAGAAACCAGUGGUCGCAAAGAAUUUGAUGCAUUACCACUACUUACGCAAUAUAUACUAACACCUGAAGAACGUCUACAAAAUGGAAUUCAUGCUGGUAUUGUCUGCAAUUAUUGUGGUAAAAGUGAAUGGAAAGGAAUGAGAUAUAAAUGUUCAGAAUGCCCUGAUUAUGACUUGUGUUUUAAUUGUAUCGCAAUGUCCAACCUACUUCAUAAUGUGCAACAUCAAUUUCUGAAACUCUUGAAUCUCUUAGAUCCGAAGAUAGUUUCAGAAAAUACCUCUAUUUCUUCUGUUAAUAUUAUCCCAAUAUUACCAGACACGAAGGAAAAAUUAUUAGCUCUACUACGCGAAGAAGACGAUCCUACAUGUGGCAAGGAUUGGAUGGAUGUUACUGAUCAGAUGCAGCUUGAGUUAGUUCGAGAGUUUGGAUACUCGGAUGAGGCUGUACAAUUGUUGCGACGUGCACACCACAGCUUUAUCCAGUUAAUAUUCUUUUCCUCACAUCCAGAUGAUCCUGAAUUCUGUACAACUCAAGUAUAUGUUCGCAACAAUAUUGCUAAUAUUGGAAAUCUUACUGAAGGAAUGUCUGCACCUGAUUGCCCAUUGGUUCCACUAGAAUCUUCUAACGAUAACAAUGAUUCAUCAACUUUUCUUUACGAUCACUUUGUAAACCAGGACGGCCUCUUGUUCUUCUUGGUGGAUCAUAUACUUAUUCGAGAAGCACAUGCCUCUGAUGUUUGGCCAAUUGGUAACAUUGUAGAUGUCAAGGAACAUCGUACAUUAUCUUAUCGUUUAACUGCUGCACGUGAAAUGGUUAAAAAUACUCAUUUAGAAAUUCCUGUUUUAGCUGAUACAAUGGAUAAUAAUUUCUUGAAAUUAUAUUCACCAUGGCCAUUCCGUUUUUUUGUCGUUGUAGAUGGUAUUUUAAAACUUGUCAGAAUGCCAAAAGAAGCACGUUAUGAUACAACAGAUCUAGUUGAAUGUUUAAAUAAUCUUUUAUGCAGCAAAAAGGACUAA
Molecule: messenger RNA, 2207 nt
Organism: Dentiscutata erythropus
Lineage: Eukaryota; Fungi; Glomeromycota; Glomeromycetes; Diversisporales; Gigasporaceae
Source: the annotation of a GenBank genome assembly